This is a messenger RNA of Thelazia callipaeda (thelaziosis nematode), 258 nucleotides long. The record is from the annotation of a GenBank genome assembly. NCBI's taxonomy places the organism in Eukaryota, Metazoa, Nematoda, Chromadorea, Rhabditida, Thelaziidae.
AUGCAGAACUGCGUGGGGGAAAGUUGCCGAGCAGCUGAGCUAACAGCUAGCCGAUCAGAUCAGAAAGCAGUAGAGGAUGAUCGAAAACAAAAGAAAAAGAGACUGGAAUUAAAGCUGAAAAUAAAUAAAGAACAGAUGAGGUAUUUGAAGCUCCAAGAAGGGCAUAAGAAAACACUUGACCAGUGUAUCGGAACUAGCAGGACUGAGUGCCGGGAGACGAUUCAACGGAAGGCUCAAGAAAGCAGAAAAGAAGAUUUA